CUCUUCAUCUAAUCUACCAUGCCUUCUGUUGCCAUGUUUAUCAACCAACCUUUCUUCAAUUAAUAUUAUUAUUUAAUCUUUUCAAUUUUCUUCUAUUUUUCUGUUUUUUUUUUCUUCACCAAGAUUGGGGUGUGGGAAUCUUCUAGACCCAUAUGUUUUUAGGGUCCUCACUCUUCUAAGGUUUCAGUUGUGACAUUCUCCAAGAGACUAGAGUAGAACAUUCAUUCUUUUAGUGGCUCUUUGAUGAUAUAUUAAUUCCUGGCUGUGAUUAUAUUACACAACAAAUGUCCUUCCGCAGCAUAGUUCGUGAUGUAAGGGAUGGAUUUGGAAGCCUAUCAAGGAGGAGUUUUGACGCAAGGCUUCCUGGCCAUAACAGAGGCAAGUCACGCAGUUCUGUCCACGAGUUGCAGGACCAGCCACCGGUUAUACAGAACAGCCGGUGGGCUAGCCUUCCGCCAGAGCUUCUUCGUGAUGUUAUUAAGAGAUUGGAAGCAAGUGAGAGUACUUGGCCUGGUCGCAAGCAUGUGAUUGCGUGUGCGGCUGUGUGCAAGUCCUGGAGAGAAAUGUGCAAAGAAAUUGUCAGCAGUCCUGAAUUCUGUGGGAAAAUUACUUUCCCUGUUUCCCUGAAGCAGCCUGGGCAUAGGGAUGGAACUAUCCAGUGUUUCAUCAAGAGAGACAAAUCGAAGCUAACAUACCACCUCUUCCUUUGUCUUAGUCCUGCCUUGCUUGUUGAAAAUGGAAAGUUUCUUCUCUCUGCAAAAAGGACAAGAAGAACAACUUGCACGGAGUAUAUUAUAUCAAUGGAUGCAGAUAACAUAUCGAGAUCUAGUAGUACAUACAUUGGAAAACUGAGGUCAAAUUUUCUUGGCACCAAGUUUAUAAUUUAUGACACUCAACCUCCCUACAACAAUGCUAUGCUGCCUCCACCUGGGCGCAGCAGUAGGUUUUCUUCAAAAAAGGUUUCUCCAAAGGUUCCUAGCGGCAGCUACAAUAUUGCCCAGGUCACCUAUGAGUUGAAUGUCCUCGGUACUAGGGGCCCACGGAGGAUGAAUUGCACAAUGUACUCAAUUCCUGCUUCAGCCCUUGAGCCUGGUGGUGCUGUCCCUGGCCAGCCGGAACUCCUUCCCCGUGCCCUUGAGGAUUCUUUUCGGAGUAUAUCCUUCUCGAGAUCAAUUGACACUUCAACCGAGUUUAGCAGUGCCAGGUUCUCCGACAUAAUGGGAACUGGCAAUGAAGAGGAAGAGGGAAAGGCAAGACCUCUAGUUCUAAAGAACAAGUCUCCAAGGUGGCAUGAACAGCUGCAAUGUUGGUGCCUCAACUUUAGAGGAAGGGUCACUGUUGCCUCUGUCAAGAAUUUUCAGCUGAUUGCGGCCACACCGCCAGCACCAGUAGCCAGUGCUCCUACAGGCACAGGGCCUACACCAUCUCAGCCAACGCAGUCUUCUGACCAUGACAAGAUUAUUCUUCAGUUUGGCAAGGUUGGCAAGGAUAUGUUUACAAUGGAUUAUCGAUACCCCCUCUCUGCAUUUCAGGCUUUUGCCAUAUGCUUGACUAGCUUUGACACAAAACUGGCUUGUGAAUAGUUUACAAGAGAUAUGUGGUAAGAAAAAUAGGAUUUAAUUUCCAUUUUAGAUAUUUGUAGAAAUGUUGAAGCUUCACUAAGUCAUUGUUCUUUCUCCUCAUGGUUAAACUGUAAAGUACGAAACAAUCUCUGCCUAGUGUAUCUUGUUUAUUUUGCUAUUCCCCUUUUUCUUUUGAACAUGUUUCUUUUUUUCCUGCCUUUGUUCUUUUUCUUUUGGACAGUCAAUUUAGUAUGCUUUAAAGUUUGAACUAUCUGUGUCAAACUUUGAUGAUGUAGACUUCCAUACUUUGUAAAGAUGCAAUGAAAAUGUAGUAUCAUUCAAUCUCUAUUGCAUUUUGAAGA
Cajanus cajan (pigeon pea) is the source of this 1924-nucleotide messenger RNA. Its product is annotated as tubby-like F-box protein 8. Lineage: Eukaryota; Viridiplantae; Streptophyta; Magnoliopsida; Fabales; Fabaceae. Gene Ontology annotation, molecular function: protein binding. The record is from RefSeq and is a predicted model, not a curated record.